Molecule: messenger RNA, 289 nt
Organism: Dentiscutata erythropus
Lineage: Eukaryota; Fungi; Glomeromycota; Glomeromycetes; Diversisporales; Gigasporaceae
Source: the annotation of a GenBank genome assembly
UCUUCGUUACUGGAAUCGCGGUAUUGAAGUCGUGUUGUUAUUAGAUCGUCAUUGGAGCUUUUCAGAGUCGCCAUUAUUAGAGCUAUUGUUACUGGAGUCGGAAUGGAGUCACAUUACUGGAGUGCUGUUAGUGGAAUGGAGUCGCAUUACUGGACUAGUCGUCGUUUAUGGAACUGUCGGUUUUGGUAUUUCGCUUGUUGAUCCUUGUUGGUCUGAUUCGUCGAUUUGUGGUGUUGGUAUCCGCAGCAUCUUCUUAGGUAUCAUUGCUGAAGUUUCGGUAUUUGGCCUU